Sphaeramia orbicularis (orbiculate cardinalfish) is the source of this 2444-nucleotide messenger RNA. RefSeq names its product C1q and TNF related 12 (gene c1qtnf12). Bases 991 to 1953 code for a protein of 320 amino acids. Gene Ontology annotation, molecular function: hormone activity. The record is from RefSeq and is a predicted model, not a curated record. The transcript has 8 exons. Lineage: Eukaryota; Metazoa; Chordata; Actinopteri; Kurtiformes; Apogonidae.
CCUGUAAGCUCAGUCAGAGAGCAAAGGAGCAACUGAGACCAGAGGGACAGGGAGAGCAACAGGACAGGCGAAAAGGGACCUACCACACACAAGAUCAGCUCUGUGAUGUCAAACUUGCAAAUGGACUUGGACUUGAUGACUUAGAGAGCACCUGAGUUUUGUCAGCCAAAAGCAGAAGAGCACCCUUCUGGCCAUAAAGUUUUAUGUUGUGUGAUAGCGGUGAGGAGCCAGUUUAUACUUCAAGGAGAGGAGAAGAAGGCUGGGCAAAGAUCCAACCUGGAUCUCAUCCAUCUUCUCUUGGGCUUUGUUCACUCUGCAUCCCGUGGGCAUAUGGUGUGUGGACAGACAGACUGAUUUGUAUGCUGAACUGCAUCUUUUGAUCAAAGCCCAACUUUUGUGGAUCUUAGAGUUUUUCCAACUACCACACUAUUUUGGAGACAGAAUCAAUUUCUCAGUUUGAAAAACAGCAGGAGGGAGUGAGGGGGAAAAAGAGAACAUUGCCAUCCAUCUCUAGAACCUUGUAGCCCACCCUCAGCUCUGGACGCCCCUCCUCUCUGCCUCUUCUUUUGCCCCUUGUACCCCCCCCUACCCCUCACCCCCCAACAGAGCAGAAAGCGUGAAAAAUCUCACUAAUGGGUUUAUUUGCUGUCAGAUCUACGCCGAUCUGUCAUUCCCUUGGACCAUUCUGCUUGACACAUUUCAUAGUUGAGUAAGCCUCCUGGCUUUCUGGCUAGAGUUAACAGUGCCCCUGCAACGUUCUACUGGCUGAGAGCUCAUCAAGAGGGAAGCAAGAGCGGCAGCAGUCUGUCUGACAGUCUCUUGGACAGAGAGUCCCUGAAACUGCAUUCCUCUGGUCUCCUUCCCAUUGGGACUUUGUGUUUGGGCGCUUCAAGAGCAUCCUCAGCUUCUGUUGAGUCAGACUUCUGGUGCUCCACAGAAAAUUCAGCCUGUUUCUGCAGGGAUCCUGGUGCUGGUUGAAAAAGUGUGAAGAUGUGGUGUGGGGCAGGGCCUUUGGCAAUGGUGGCUGCAGUGUUUUGGACUCAGUGUCUCCUUUUGGAGGGUGUGGAUGCCAAGAAGGAGAGAAAAAGGCCAAAGGAGGGCACCCCACAAAACACAGAAACCUACAAUGCAACAGUCUCCAACAGUGAAGAAGUCGGUGGAAACAUCAAGAUUUCUGACCACCAGAGAGUGGACCCACUGGGAUCAUGGAUGGACUUUGUCAAAAGACCAGUUGGCAACUUCCCUGGAAAGUGUCGCAAAAGGAAAAGACCCCUGCCUGGCCCACCUGGUCCCCCUGGUCCUCCUGGUCCACAGGGACCUCCUGGCUCUCCUGGGGCUGAAGUGACGCAGGAAGUUCUUCUUCAGGAGUUCAAAGAGAUGAUAAAAGAGGCUUCAGAGAGGAGAGCAGCAGCUCUGGACAGACAAACCAGCCCCAGUCAGGUACCCAUGGCUCUCCUCACCCUCGAGGGGAUGACCUCCUACCGGCGAAUAGAAGAAGCUUUCCACUGCAAGCUCAAGGGGCCUGUGGUAGUGGACAAGAAGACUCUGGUGGAACUCCAAAACUUUCAGACACCACCAGCUAAAGGAGCCUUCCUCAGAGGAUCAGGGAUGGACCAAUCAACUGGGAGGUUCACAGCUCCCAUCACAGGGAUCUACCAGUUCUCUGCUAACGUUCACAUUGAUCACAAUGAGGUGAAGAGGAGCAAGAGUCAGCUAAAGGCCAGGGAUAAUGUUCGAGUUCUGAUCUGCAUCGACUCACUGUGUCACAGAUACACCUCACUUGAGAUGAUUGUUGGGUUAGAAAGUAACAGCAAGAUAUUCACUGUCAGUGUCCAGGGGUUGCUGGAGCUACAGGCUGGGCAGUACACUUCCAUAUUUGUGGAUAACGCAGCUGGUGCUUCUAUUACAAUACAGAACGGUUCAGAUUUUAUGGGCAUGCUGCUCGGUGUAUAGCCUCCCAUCCCUCGGCCAGUGAACAGGGCGCCCAUGUCAUCCACUUGCUGCCGAUUUUCAAUGGACUUCUUAAAGCAUCAACUCACACACGACAAACCGCAAAGGAGGUUUGAGUUAGGGAGGAAGAGCUGACUUCUGACUUGACUGCUUGUCAGAUGGUGAAAGGACAGUGUGAAUGAAGAACUCGAGGACCGAGUUUGUUUUUCACAGUGCACUGCCGCAUCCUCAAGAAACUUUACCAGUUUUAACCUGAAAGCAUAGCAGUGAAUAUGUCUGUUACAGUAUGUUGUCAUGGUCAUCGAAAGCCUUUGCCGUACACCAAAUGUCAAUGGUCUUAUGUUCUCUGGAUAGAUACCGAGGACAUGAAACACAUAAUGUAUGUAUGUAUGUGAGCUGAUGAAACAUGUUAAUAUUUGUGUCUGAAUGAUCUAUCCUGUGCACACUCUUGAACCACAGUAACUUUUCUCAAGGAUAAAAUAUCACAUUUUUAU